Helobdella robusta is the source of this 3536-nucleotide messenger RNA. RefSeq lists its product as hypothetical. The record is from RefSeq and is a predicted model, not a curated record. NCBI's taxonomy places the organism in Eukaryota, Metazoa, Annelida, Clitellata, Rhynchobdellida, Glossiphoniidae. The transcript is spliced from 11 exons. Bases 71 to 1201 code for a protein of 376 amino acids.
CACGUAUCUUCUCGCUAGACGUUUUCUGUCAUCAUAUUUCUACUAAAUUCCUAAUUUAGCGAUCCGCGAAAUGGAUGCUUUCAGCGUUUUAGCUAAUCAACCUUUAGUCAUAGAUAAUGGAUCUGGCAUUAUCAAAGCUGGAUUUGCUGGUGAUCAGAUGCCAAAAUGUCAUUUUCCUAACUAUGUUGGCCGACCAAAGCACGUUCGUGUAAUGGCAGGGGCGUUAGAAGGAGAUCUGUUCAUAGGCCCCAAGGCUGAGGAGCAUAGGGGCCUGUUGUCUAUCAGAUACCCAAUGGAACAUGGGAUAAUCACAGAAUGGAAUGAUAUGGAAAAGAUCUGGGAGUACCUCUACUCCAAAGAACAGCUGUACACAUUCUCUGAGGAGCAUCCAGUCCUAUUGACCGAAGCCCCAAUGAAUCCGAGAAGAAAUCGAGAGAGGGCAGCUGAAAUAUUCUUUGAAACAUUCAAUGCACCGGCCCUCUAUAUAUCUCUACAAGCUGUUCUCAGUCUGUAUGCCACAGGCCGUACUACAGGUGUUGUCCUCGAUUCAGGGGACGGCGUGACCCACGCAGUACCGAUCUACGAGGGUUACGCCCUGCCACACAGCAUUCUCAGGUCAGAUAUUGCCGGUAAGGACGUGUCAAAGUACCUCAGGCUGCUACUUAGGAAAGAAGGAUUCGAUUUUCACACUACUGCCGAGUUUGAAAUUGUGAAAGGAUUGAAAGAGAGAAUAUGUUACCUGGCAACAAGUCCCUUGAAGGAGGAAUCAGCCGAUACGGAAAAAGUUCAGUACCAACUGCCCGAUGGUCAAGUCAUAGAGGUCGGUUCUUCGAGAUAUCGCGCCCCCGAGCUACUCUUCCGUCCUGAUCUAGUGGGCGAGGAAUACCCAGGCAUUCAUGAGGUACUGACCUCAGCGAUACAGAGGUCAGAUGUUGACCUUAGGAAGAUGCUCUAUUCCAAUGUAGUCUUAUCUGGUGGCUCCACCCUCUUCAAAGGAUUCGGCGACAGACUUCUCAAUGAGAUGAGGUUACUGGCUCCAAAGAGUACUAAAAUUAGAAUCUCAGCGCCGCAAGAGCGUUUAUUCUCAACUUGGAUUGGAGGUUCCAUCUUAGCUUCUUUAGACACUUUCAAAAAGAUCUGGGUCUCGAAGAAAGAGUACGAAAAUGAUGGCGCCAAAGUGAUCCACAGGAAGACAUUCUGAUUUUAUUAUUAUUUUUAUUAUUUAUUGUUUUUUUCAUCAUUAUAAUUAUUAUUAUUUGGCCGUUAAAAAUCUUUUUUUAAUGCCAUUUCAAAUUCGUAUUUCUAGCAAUGUAAAUUCGUAUUAUUAUUGUUUAUAAGUUUUUAUUAUUCUUAUUGUUAUUAUUAAUUUUUUUGUUGUUAUUAAUGUUAUUGUCAGUCAUCAUCUCAAUGUCAUCACACUUACAAGCUUAUUAUUGUUUAUUAUUAUUACUAAUUAUUAUUGUUAAUGUCGAAGCAUUUGAUGUUGCCGUCAGAGUGUUAACUUGUUAAAUUUCCCAUUCAUUUAUAUGGUUAUUAACAACUGAAUAAUGGCUAUUAUUAACGAUAAUAAUUUCAUUCGUUCGUUCAUUCAUUCAUCCAUAAUUCAUUAUUAUGUCCAUCCAUUCAUGCAUCCGUGUGCAUUCUAUGCACGGUUUAUUCAUUUUUCUGUUUAUUUCUAGUUUUGUUUAUCACUUUAUUUUUCAAUCUAUGCGUCAUUCAUUCACUCAUUCAUUCAUUCAUUCAUUCAUCUAUCCUCAUUUUAUCUCAUUACUCAUUUCAACUUGGUUAUGGGAUUUUAUUGGAUCAUAAUAAUAAUAACAUUAAUAAUAAUGUAAUAAACCAAAUUAUAACUUAUUGUGAAUUAUAAAUUAUAAUGCUUUGAAAUACAUGCAUGCAUGCACUAGUUGUUGAAGAUAUAAGCAUUGACUUUUUAUAUUAUUAACCAGAUUUUAUUGAUAAAUGCUUUUUCAUUUAAUACGGAGUCAAGACUUUAUUGAUAAAUUGUUAAUAAUCAGUAAUAUUACUAAUCAUUCAAUAAUUUGUGGAAUAAUUACUGAUUAGUAAUUACAUGUAGCUACAUAGAUAUGUAUUCACUCAACGCUCAGUAUAGUACCCUUCUGUUUCGUUGAUUUAACUUCAGGCAAGAGUUUUCCUGAUAACGAUCAUAACUUUCAUUUAAUUUUAUUAUUAUAAAAUAAUAAAUUGUAUAAUAAUAAUUUGUUAUUAUUUUCAUCAUGUUUCAUUUUCUCAAUAUGGAUUUUGGUUGUGGAUACUACUUAUUUGUCUUGUUCAUUUCAUGUUUGCUUUCUUUGAUGAUAUAUCGCAAAAACGUUAUAUAUACACAUACAUACAUACAUGCAUACAUAUAUAUUUAAAUAGUUAAUUAAAUCAAUUAAUAUUAAUUAAAUAAAUGAAUGAAAAAGUUAAAAGAAUCUUCAUCCUUAUUAACUGGCAGAAAUGAAUUUGGUUAAAACAAUCAUGUAUGUUUUAUAUUAAAUAAAAAAAAAAUUAAACGAGAAAAAUGAAAGUGUACAAAAAAUUUCACUUACUAAACAAAUAAAAAAGUUUUGUCUGUCUGUCUGUCUAUGUCUAUCUGUCUUUUUAAAUUUUAUUUAUUUGAAAAUGUUCAUUAUUAUCGAAAACUUGAAAUUAAAACGUUGAAAGGUAAUGAGGUGAAAUGAGAAAAAUUUCGCAAUGUGUGAUACCGAGAGUUGGAUUUUAAGUUAAAUGGUUACAUUUUCGACAGUAGGUUUACUCGCGACAAAAUUAUUGUAAAAAAUUCCGGCGGCAGAACGAAAUUCGACCACUCCGUGCUAGUCGCGGCUCCACAUGCCACCACAGAUGCACUUGGAGAUGAACAUAGAGUCCCAGGUGAUAGUGGCCGGCGACUGAUUAUUAACAUUAGGUAUGCUUUCUUCUACGUCAGACAAGUUAGUAAUAACGUUGUUAUUGUUGUUGCUAGUAUUGUUAGUGUUGCUCUUGUUGUUGACGUUGCUGUUAGUUUUGUUUUUAAAUUUGCGGUAGGCACUGUAGUCCAGGUUGAGGCAAUCGCAUCUGGUACAUCUUCUUUUGGCACUUGUGUCACCGAUUACCAUGUGUCUGAGGCCGUCUCUCGGUCGUUUCCACGUCAAUUUUGGAAUUUUGAUUUGGUUCUCUAGUUUCGAGUUUUUCCCAUCGAGUUUGUUGAAAGCCAGUGAUUCUGGACGAUUUUUAGGUUGUGGGUACAUGAAGUUGAACGUCAGUGGGAAGUUGUCAGAGAAGAGAGAUGAAUAAUAGGAGUCCUGAUUCGGAGAGUUUGAGUAGGGACCAAAAAGGAUAUCCACAUCGAACUUUCCAAACGGUGGAACCAUGUAGUUGGCAUUGAGAACGUAACUCUGCAGAACUUCAUCGGCCACCUGAUCAUCAACAUCCUUCUUAUCCCUGGAAAUCACGUACAAUUUGGAGAUGAUCUUGAAGAGGUAGGUGAAUUUCUCCGAAUUAGUUGGAGUCCAAGAGUUGGCAGUAUUAUUCGGAUGGCUAGGGAUGACUAAAUUGUA